AAAAGAAAAGCCGAGAAAAGCCCCAGGACUCACCGCUCCUGGUGCAGCCUGGAGGCUUUGGGGGCUCAUGCAUAUGCACACAUGGAUACGUUUGCAGAGAGGGAGGAAGAUGAGGCAACUCCUGCUGGAAAAGGGCUUGCUGGAAGACUUCCUGAAGCACCACCACUAUGACAUCAGCACCAAAUAUGCACGCUCGUCUGGUUCCCAGGGGGUCUCUGAGCCACUCUUGAACUACUUGGAUACAGAGUACUAUGGAACAAUCUACAUCGGGACCCCCCCUCAGGAGUUCAGCGUUGUAUUUGAUACCGGUUCAUCCAACCUCUGGCUUCCCUCCACCAACUGCAAGAGUGCAGCCUGCCAAAAUCACCGGAGGUUUGAUCCGUCAAAAUCUUCCACCUACCAUGGCACAGGGACCAGCAUAUCCAUUCAAUAUGGCACAGGCAGCAUGGCCGGGGUUGUGGGAUAUGAUACAGUGUUAGUCUCCUCCUUCAGCAACACCAACCAGCAGUUAGCACUGAGCACCAGUGAACCAGGACCCAUUUUCUUCUACAGUAAUUUUGAUGGGAUCCUGGGCAUGGCUUAUCCAGAUCAAGCUGCUGAUGGGCUUUUUCCUGUCUUUGAUAACAUGAUGACCAAGAACGUGGUGCAGCAGCCCUUGUUUUCAGUGUACCUCAGUCAAGACCAAACUGGUAGUGUGGUCAUUUUGGGGGGAAUUGAUGAAUCUUACUGUACUGGCCCUAUCCACUGGAUCCCUGUCCCUUACCAGAGCUAUUGGCAGAUCUCAAUGGACAGCAUCAUUGUGAACGGCAAGGUGAUCGCCUGUGAAUCUGGCUGCCAAGCUAUUGUUGAUACCGGCACUUCUCUCUUGGCUGGGCCUGCAGCAGAUGUCAUCAACCUACAGAAAAUCAUUGGAGCUACUCCAGGACAGCAUGGGCAGUAUAAUGUCAACUGCAAUGACAUUCCCAGCAUGCCUGAUGUCAUCUUUGUAAUCCAUGGGAUCCAGUUCCCUCUGCCUCCUUCAGUCUACACUGAGAAGUUUGGUCAAGGAGAUUGCACUAGCAGUUUUCAAGCAAUGGAUACGAACCUGUGGAUCUUGGGAGGUGUAUUUAUAAGGGAGUACUACACCAUCUUUGACAGGGAAAACAACAGGGUUGGUCUGGCCAAGUCUGUUUAAACAUCAUCCAACAACAGGUGCUACGAUUCAUCCUGUAUUCAGUUUACCAUAAUUAUAUUUCGGUGUUCAAGAGGAGGUUGGACAAGCACCUUGUUCAGCUUAUUUGAGCCCAAUUACCUCCUGCCUGUGGCAGCGGACCGGACUUGCUGAUUUUACAAUUCCCCUCUGGUCCUUCUUUGUAUGAUUGUAUGGUUCUAUUUAACUAGAUAGUAAAGUCUUAGUAGUAUGUGAUUAUGUCUCUGUAAACAGUUGCUCUGGUGUACAGUUGAUAACCUUCUUAUCAAGAGAUAAAGAAAGUCGGAAUGAUUCAGAAUUGUUUGACCACACAUUCGUUUGUAUACAAAAUAAGCCACAAAACACUUCCCAUUUCAAAUUGCUAAACAAGCAUAUCCUCCCACAGGCUCACAGAGCCACACUCAAUUCCCCUAACUCUUUCUACCAUACCAUGUAAGUAAUUUUGCCGAAGUCUUUGAAUGAGAUCCUCAGUGGGUGUAAACUGCCAUUGCUCCACUGAAGUCAACACUGCUAUAUAGCUCUUAUUAUCUGAGAAGCUGUCCCCUACCUGGUUACUAUUGCCACAGUAUCUGAGCGCCCCAUUACAACACCACCCUUGUGAGAGAGGGCAGUGCCAUCAUCCACAGCUACAGAGUGUGAUGGAGGCAGAAAGAUGCUUCAUGACUUGUCCCAGCUCACAAAGGAAGUGUGUGAUGGGUGGGGACUGAACUUGAGUUAGCAUCCACUCGCUGGACCAUCCUUCAUCUUUGAGACUUCCCUUGAACUAAGGUGCUAUUCACAAUCAGUGCUGACACUUUAAAAAGAAAAGCUACACUUCGAAAAGCAACUUCAAGCUGUCCUAAUUAAGCACUUGGAAGUUAGGGAAUACCACAGUUAUGGUUGUACACACAAACCUUGCUCUGACAUUUCCUU
Molecule: messenger RNA, 2101 nt
Organism: Alligator mississippiensis (American alligator)
Lineage: Eukaryota; Metazoa; Chordata; Crocodylia; Alligatoridae
Product: embryonic pepsinogen-like
Exons: 9
Coding region: 68-1174 (368 amino acids)
Biological process (GO): proteolysis
Molecular function (GO): aspartic-type endopeptidase activity
Source: RefSeq, a predicted model, not a curated record